GUCCCAAUUACACGCAUACGCCAUUCAUCAAUAAUCCGAGAAACCGAAGCCAAAAUGGAGGAUCUACGGGAGAUGCAGAGGACGGAGCAGGAGCAGGAGCCGGAGCCGGAGCAGGAGCAGGAGAGCCGGAGCGGGCCGCCGCACAUGACGCCCCUGAAGCCGCUGACCCACGACGCUUACGGCGGCGGGAUGUACGGCACGGACGAUCGACAGGGCCAGCAGCAGCAGGAGCGGCCGCCGGCCAGCGACACGCAGAGCGCCGACGGGCCGGUCGGGCCGCCGGUCCAGCCCAAGCACAGGCCGCCCCCCUCGACCGGGGACCGGGACCUCGACAUCACCGGCCAGUCUUACAUUCAGUAAUUCCGAUUUGGUCGCAGAGAUUUCCGGUUCCUUAUGAAUGUUUCGCUUGGUCUUGCAUUUUUUGGGUCAGGGACUCCUAAGCAUGUACAACUUUUUCAUGAGUUUCUUAUAUGAUUUUAUUUUUAUUU
Syzygium oleosum is the source of this 488-nucleotide messenger RNA. RefSeq lists its product as uncharacterized. The record is from RefSeq and is a predicted model, not a curated record. Bases 55 to 360 code for a protein of 101 amino acids. Lineage: Eukaryota; Viridiplantae; Streptophyta; Magnoliopsida; Myrtales; Myrtaceae. The transcript has a single exon.